UUUCCCUUAAGUAAAAAUCGGGUCUCGCCCCAAACAGAACACUUCACAGAAGCCUCCCCCAACUGCUGCUGCGACGGACGAAGAAGAAGACGGACGAACCGCCAUCUCCAACUCCGGCGCUCCUCCAUCUCCGGCGACUCCACUCCGGCAACCCUCCAUAUUCAUCUUCAACACUCUUUACUCCUUAUUCUAGAAGAUGGAUUUCUCAAGCUUCCCACUCGUGUGUCAUUGGGGAGGGAACUAUUAUGAGAAUGGUGGGCAAAUAUGCCAUGAAGGUGGCAGAACGAGCUUUGUCAUGGUUUCUCGUGGCGCUUGCAUGGUCGAGAUCCUUCAAAAAAUACAUGCAGCGACAAUGAUUCAUCUCGGCCGUUCAUUGCGGUUGAAAAUGAAAUUUCCCAUGAACGGGGGAAAGUACAUGCUUAUGCCGCUCAUUGAUGAGCUAGCUAUAACAAAUAUGUGGGGCAUAAUUCAGAUGGAGGAUAUGUCGUCGCUGGAGGUAUACAUUGAGGAAUGCUUUGACGCUAAUGCUACUCAAUCGACAUCAAAUGCUGGUGUAUCUAGGCAUGAUGUCAUUGCAGGGGUGAAUGCAGGGAAGUCGUCAAAGCAUCACAUUGUCACUCUUGAUUUAGGGCGAGGUAUAUUUCAGGUGGAGACCGGUUGUGGUGGCAGAACGUUGGGAAAGGGUGGGAGAAAACAAACUGUCCAUCUACAAUGGAAAACGUGCACUUGCAAAAAGAUGGAGAUAUACAAGAUUCCUUGCUCCCAUGUAUUAGCCGUGUGUAGACAACGUAGUUUGUCUUAUGCUCCAUUUGUGGAUAAGUUCUUCUCUUCUGACCAAUACGCCGCCACGUAUCAUAGGGUGUUCAAACCGAUUCCUGAUCGUGAUUAUUGGCCAAAUUACAAUGGACCCGAAAUCGUGCACGAUCCAUCCAUGCUUCGGGCAAAGGGAAGACCAAAGUCGACCCGUAUUAAGAAUGAGAUGGAUGAAGGCCCACGAGGAACGGUUAGAUGUGG
Messenger RNA from Cuscuta epithymum, 1014 nucleotides. The record is from the annotation of a GenBank genome assembly. NCBI's taxonomy places the organism in Eukaryota, Viridiplantae, Streptophyta, Magnoliopsida, Solanales, Convolvulaceae.